AUUUUCAAAAUGAUUCGGAGUGUUAAUAAUAUAUUUUUAAGUAUGCGUUCUGUUACACCAGGACAUCGUAGUACUCGGCAGAAACACCAGAUGCCCGAGCAUCUCAAGAAAGUGGAAACGUCCAAGAACCCUCGUCUAUCAGAUAUAGUUAUGUACAACUAUCACAGGGCUGCCCAAAUCAUGGAAGACGAUUUAGUCAAGUCAAUGGAUCAGUAUGCUCAUUUCAAGCCGGCUGAAAAACAGGCACGAGUGACUGCCAUUCUGAAUCUCAUAGGCACCGUAACUAGCUCGCUUGAGGUGAGCUUUCCCAUUAUCAAGAACAACGGCAGCUAUGAGAUCAUAACUGGCUACCGGGCCCACCACGUGCGCCACCGUUUGCCCCUGAAGGGCGGAAUUCGCUUUGCCAUGGAUGUGAGUGAGCAUGAGGUAAAGGCAUUGGCGGCUAUUAUGACAUUCAAGUGCGCCUGCGUCAAUCUGCCCUUCGGUGGCUCCAAAGGUGGCGUUAGAAUCGAUCCCAAGAAGUACACAGUUAAGGAAUUACAGACAAUCACUCGCCGCUACACCAUGGAGCUGUUGAAGCGCAAUAUGAUUGGCCCUGGCAUUGAUGUGCCUGCUCCGGAUGUCAACACUAGUCCGCGCGAGAUGAGCUGGAUCGUGGAUCAGUACACCAAGACAUUCGGCUACAAGGACAUCAAUGCGGCCGCAAUAGUUACGGGAAAGCCCGUGCACAUUGGUGGCAUCAAUGGAAGAUUUGCGGCAACUGGUCGGGGAGUGUGGAAGGCAGGCGACUUGUUCUUGCAGGAUAAGCAGUGGAUGGAUUUAAUUGGUCUUAAGACCGGAUGGGAAGACAAGAAGAUCAUUGUGCAGGGCUUCGGCAAUGUUGGUUCGUUUGCAGCGAAGUUUGUUCAUGAUGCAGGCGCCAAAGUAAUUGGUAUUCAGGAGUUUGAUUAUUCACUGACUAAUAAUGACGGUAUUGAUAUUAAUGAUUUAAUGGAAUUCAAAUCGGCUAAGAAAACUAUAAAGGGGUAUCCAAAGGCUAAAGAGACCAAACAGAGUAUUUUAACUGCGGACUGCGACAUACUGAUGCCAUGUGCCACACAAAAGGUCAUAACCAGCGAGAACGCAAAGGAUAUCAAAGCAAAACUAAUUCUGGAGGGCGCUAAUGGGCCCACUACUCCAGCUGCUGAGAAAAUUCUACUGGAGAAGAAGGUGUUGAUCAUUCCAGAUUUUUAUUGUAAUGCGGGCGGUGUAACGGUAUCCUACUUUGAGUACCUGAAGAAUAUUAAUCACGUAUCUUAUGGAAAAAUGAACUUGAGGAUAACUUCGCAGCUUAUUCACGAAAUUCUAAAUUCGAUCAACGAAUCGUUUUGUGAGUGCCCUGACAUCCCAAAAGUCGAGCCAACUGAUAGUCUUCAGAAGCUACGCGACUGCGCCAAAGAGGCUGACAUUGUGGAUGCGGCACUGCAAACGGUUAUGGAGUCAUCGGGAGCUGGUAUUAAGGCGACAGCAAUUAAAUUUAAGCUGCAGAAUGACAUACGUACUGCUGCCUAUAUUUACUCAAUAUUCAAAAUAUUCCGCGCUUUGGAAAGCUCCGGUAUAUCACAACAGUAAAUGGCUUAACUCUUUCUACCCUUUUUUCACGACAAGUAUAAAUAUUCGCCGGCGUCUGACACCGGAGCAUCGGACGUAAUAGAAGACUUAAAAUUGAUGAUGAAUGAUAGCAUGCUAAACAACCAAAAAUAAUCAGAAACAUUAUUCUACUCUUGAUGCCUGUUUAUGUAAAAAUCGAAGAUUAAAAAUUUACUGUAAACAAAA
This is a messenger RNA of Drosophila navojoa, 1815 nucleotides long. RefSeq names its product glutamate dehydrogenase, mitochondrial. Gene Ontology annotation, biological process: L-glutamate catabolic process. NCBI's taxonomy places the organism in Eukaryota, Metazoa, Arthropoda, Insecta, Diptera, Drosophilidae. Gene Ontology annotation, molecular function: L-glutamate dehydrogenase (NAD+) activity. Gene Ontology annotation, cellular component: mitochondrion. The record is from RefSeq and is a predicted model, not a curated record.